This is a messenger RNA of Hordeum vulgare subsp. vulgare (domesticated barley), 2588 nucleotides long. RefSeq lists its product as uncharacterized. The transcript is spliced from 2 exons. The record is from RefSeq and is a predicted model, not a curated record. The coding region runs from base 89 to 2428 and encodes 779 amino acids. NCBI's taxonomy places the organism in Eukaryota, Viridiplantae, Streptophyta, Magnoliopsida, Poales, Poaceae.
UUGAGCUGCAUGCACAUGCAUCAUCUACCCAGCUAGCCUGAUUAUUGUUAGCUAGGCACAUAUAGCUAGUGUACACCAUAGGAAAGCGAUGAGCAACUUGACGAGUAAUAUUACCAUUAGCAUUACCCAUGGUGGCCGUCUCCUGGCACACUUCUGCAACGGCGAUGGAUCUCAGAGCAUCGACAAGUACGUCCACAACGUCACAACCUCGUACGCCGACACGGGCAAAGAGUCGUCCAUGGCAUCGGCGUCCAUCAUCAUGUUCGUCAUCGCCGGCCUCUUCUUCGACCUAAGCCUCUUAAGCAGCGUCUCCAACGCCAGCUCCUUCCUCAACCCCACCUUCCGCUUCGUCCUCUCCGGCGCUGUGUCCCAAGUCCUCCCCGUCAUGUCCUACCUCUUCUCGGAGGCCAAGAACGCCGGGUCCGGCUCAAAGCCCGACCUCUCGCUACAGGCUGGUAUGAUCCUCCUCUGGAUGCUCCUGGUGGAGCUCCUGCGCAAGAAGGUUGACGUGAUCCGCAUGACUGGCUACUCUGGCACAAUGCAGCGUGCCGGCCGUGUGGUCUGGCUCGGCAACCUCGUCUUCUUCAACAUCGGGAGAGUCGGCCGGAAAGCAGUCUUCGGCGUCCUCUGGGUCGUUUGCGCUACCAAGGUGGUGCAAAGGAUCGUCUUCACGGAAGUCGGCAAGCGAUCUUACGCCUACAGCAACGGCAAGAACUCCCGCCUCAUUCACAGCUACAUGUCACAAGUGCUACGGCAAUGGCGACCACAGCCACAUGAUCCGUCACCAGACGAGGACAUAGUGGAGCACUGGGCCGCCCAAGGGGAGGCCUUGUUGAAGAACUGCAAGUUCAUCGUCAUGGGUGAAGAAGAUUUGGUUAUUGAACCCACCGUAAGAGGAUACGAGCUGAAGGAAGUCACCUCGGUCGACACCAUCCUCACAGUUGGAAAAGUCUGGCAAACUCUGGAUUCUAGGGCAGAGUUCACUCAAUUGAACCGGCUCAAGAGGUUGUGCCUCUCCUUGGCGCUGUCCAAACUGCUACGACGGAGGUUCGAGCACCUGCCGCAGGUGACCAAGGAAGAGAACCAUGAGUGCUGUGAUCUACUCUUCAAAGGCUUCUACAACGGGACAGAGGAUUCGGCGGCAACGCUGCUCCAGAUGAUAAACGAUGAGGUGAACUUCCUCUGCGAGUACUAUCACUCCAUCAUCCCCGUCGUCCUCGCAGGCCCUUUUUUCUUCCUUUCCAACUACUUGCUGCUCCCCAUGGUGGUGCUCGCCCUGUGCGUCAUGACCGUCAUUCUAUGCGGUGACGGCAACGCUCUCUUUGCCCUCGCCAGCAUCAGAAAUGACUAUUUCGCCAUCUCGUCCGACGUUGUCAAAACCACCAUGUGCCUUGUCAUCAAGGCCAUCUACUCGCCGUUGGCCUUCUACACGAUGGUCGACUUCUGCACCACCUUCCUACUCUUCGCCAUCUUCUUCUACGAGGAGAUAUGGGAGUUCAACGGCUUCCUCCUCUCAAACUGGUUCAUGGUGUCACUGAUGCACAACUAUGUGACAAAGCCGUGGUGGCGUCAUAGCAAGAUGUUUACAGUAUUCAUCUGGGUACAGGGUAAGUUGAGCCAGCCCAUCCCCAACUUCAAGCAGUUCUCACUGUUGAGCCUCCGGUGGCCGCUCAUCCUUGGCGUGCCAUCCAUGUUCUCUCUUCUGCUGCGGACGGCACCCGUGCCGAACAAAGCCAAACACUCCAUCAUGGAAUCGCUUGUGAGGCACAUCCGUGAUGGCACCCCGCUCAACAAUGGAAGCUCUGUUCUCGUGGAUAGAGAAGACCUCUUGCCGGCGUGCAGGAGCAAGAGCAUCGCGGAGGUCAUCCUCACCUGGCACGUCGCCACCACCAUCAUGGAGGCGCAGUGCACUCCUGACAAGGGCAAGCAGGGCAAGGCCUCCCACUACCACAUGGUGGCGACGAGGUUGUCCAAGUACUGCGCCUAUCUGGUGGCGUUCCACCCGGAGCUCCUCCCGGAUAACCAGGACAAGACUGAGCUCGUCUUCGAAGCCGCCAUGGCGGAGCUCAAGCGCAGGCUCGGCUGCGCCGGCUACUACCUCUCGAGUUGGCGCACUAGGGUCUGGAUGGUCCUGGAAAUAACGAGGUGGGGGACGGUGGACUGGAAGGAUGGCGAGGUGGUGCACAACGGCGGGAAACUGGGACGCAUGCUGGUCAAAGACGUUGGGGGAGACAACAACCAGAACCAGAUGGAGGAGACGUGGAAGCUGGUUGCCGACGUGUGGACCGAGAUUGUCGUGUACUUGGCACCAUCUGGUGAUGAUGGGCGCAUUUUCGGGCACGAGAGCGUUCUGGAGCAGGGCGGCGAGUUCAUCACAGUGCUGUGGGCUUUGACCACCCACACCGGCAUUACCCGACCGGAAUUGUAGUAUGUCAUGUGUUGCCCAAUUUGAUAUGUGUGCUCCUAUUUGGUAUCGUAUUGAUUGCAUAUUAUAAAGGGUGUGUGCUUAGACUUACUCCCUCAGUCACGGUUUAGAAGGCAUGUUUGAAAAUUCUUUGGAAUCUAGGUGGUUAUUGAUUGGUUGUGAG